AUGUCUCACACUUUUGCGGUGCCCGUGCAAGUGCCCGGAGUCUCGCGCGCGGCGCCAGCCAGCAGCUUCGUCAACAAGGAGCCCGCCGGCAGCGAGCAGAAGCAGGAGCCCGCCAGCAAAGAGAGCACGCCCGCGCAGCCGACCAAGUCCAAGCGGGUGCGCUCGGGAUGCUUGACCUGCAGGGACCGACACCUCAAGUGCGAUGAAGUGCGGCCCGAAUGCCACAACUGCCGCAAGUCUAACAGAGGAUGCCAUUGGGGCAUCCGCCUGAACUUCCUCGAGCACAGCUGCAACAACCCGCCUGUGCUUGUGCCGCCCGUUCCAGGUUGGCGCGUCGCCUUUCAGGACGAGUCCAGGAACAUUGCCUCUGAAUAUCAAGGCGGCCUGGCGCGGUACAGGCCGUACUCGCCAGAGGAGCGAUCAUCGAACGUGGAAGGAGCAGCCAACACAUACGCACACGCAUACGCUUCCCAGGCACUUAAUUACCAUCAACAGCAGCCACAUCCCCAGCCGCAGCCGACCCGCUAUCAGCAGCACACUCCUGAUGACUCCUCAUCCUCCGCCGGCACCGCCGCCCCGGAUAUGCCCACCGACUAUGAGCUAGACGCCUUCAGGAGCCCUGAUUCCCACGUCCGCAUCAGCCCAAUGCCGUCUCAGCACCGAACGAACCCCACAUCACGUGACUACCUGCACAACCAGGAGGAGGUCCUGUUCAUGCAGGUCUACGUCGAGGAGGUUGGAUUGUGGAUGGAUAGCAUGGACUCGCGAAAACACUUCUCACGUCUUCUCCCAUUCCAUGCCUUGAACGAACCCAUGCUUCUCAACGCCUUCCUAGCAUGUGGCGCUCGACAUCUCGCCCUGGUUAAUCCCAAAUACACCGAGGAUAAGGCCUUGGGAUACUACGACGUAGCCACCCGCCACCUGCUCGAGUCGCUGCAAGAUCCAACCCGAGAUAGGGUCCUCUGUGCGACCACUGCAGUCAUACUAAACGUAUAUGAAAUCAUGUGCGAAAAAGCCCUGCAGCGGAUGAACCAUAUCGCUGGUGCCCGGGCGCUUAUCAAGGAGUGCGGCUGGAACGCGACGUCGACAGGCAUCGGGGCGGCUUGCUUCUGGCUCAAUGUCGGCAUGGAGCUGCUCAGCUGCCUACAUUUCAACUGGCAGGUAGCAUGGAACCCUGAUGAAUGGGGCGUCGACAUGGACUUUUCGCGCGACAUUGACUCCAGCCGGGAAGAGAUAUGGACUCAUCGCAUACUCUACAUUAUUGCAAAAGUGUGCAAUUUUCGCGCCUCUAUUCCAAGGGACCAACAUGUCGCCAGCCAGACCCUGCAGACACGGUAUAGCGAGUGGCAGCACUUGCUGAAGAUGGCAGACGACUGGAACGCGAAGAUCCCCCGCACCAUGCAUCCCAUCGCCUACCUUUUUCCUGGCCAUACCCUGUCCGGGUCCGCAUUCCCCGAAGUCUGGAUAAUCAAGCGCGCGUCGGUAGUCGCACGGCUCUUUUACCACACCUGCAUGUGCUUGCUGGCGCAAACGAACCCCGUCCUCAGCGCCGACGACCACGACGGCGAAAUGGGAAUACUGCUGGACAAGCAUGCGCAGUUAAUAUGCGGCAUCGUAGCGCACGUCAAAGACCGGGGAGUCGCCAGCGUCGCCCUACGCUCUCUCGCCAUCGCAGCAGAAUCUCUGACAGUUCGCGCCCAACAGGAAGAAGUCCUCCAAAUUUUCGACAAGAUCCGCCAGGAGACGGGCUGGCGCGUUGACUUCCUCAACAAGGAGCUGAAGGAGAAGUGGGGCUGGAACAACCAGCCUCAGGAACAACAGUCACGGCAGCAGAUGGAAUCCGUCUCCACCGACGAAUUGUACCGACGGCAGGCCCAGCAAGCAGUGCAACAGGCGCAACAGGCACAACAAGCUCAACAAGUCCAACAAGCCCAGCAGGCACAACAAGCACAACAGGCGCAGCAGGCGCACCAGAUGUAUCAAGUCACUGCUCAGCCCGUCAUGCCCCCUACCCCGGCUUCGCUCCCACCGCAGCAGUUACCCCAGCGACCUUCGCCUGGCCUGAUGAACCCCCUCAUGGCACAGGCCGACUUCAGCUACCCCCAGCACCCUUACCAAUCCUACUACGUGCCUCCGAUCACCCUGCAAACAUCACAGCAGCAGCAGCCAUCGCACCCCCACCAACAACAUCCUCACCAACACCCACAGCAUCCGCCUCCACAAAACGGGGACUACUUCUAA
This is a messenger RNA of Trematosphaeria pertusa, 2241 nucleotides long. RefSeq lists its product as uncharacterized. Gene Ontology annotation, biological process: positive regulation of transcription by RNA polymerase II. The coding region runs from base 1 to 2241 and encodes 746 amino acids. Lineage: Eukaryota; Fungi; Ascomycota; Dothideomycetes; Pleosporales; Trematosphaeriaceae. The transcript is spliced from 3 exons. The record is from RefSeq and is a predicted model, not a curated record. Gene Ontology annotation, molecular function: transcription cis-regulatory region binding; zinc ion binding; DNA-binding transcription factor activity, RNA polymerase II-specific. Gene Ontology annotation, cellular component: nucleus.